CCUUCAGCACGUGGUGACAGCAAGACCACACCUCCUCGGCUGUGUCAUGUAAGCAUGCGGUCAAGGUGACGCUAAAGCGGAGCAGCAGGAGGACGCAGCAUGGCCGCAACAAGUCCAGCAGCAUCAGCAACAACAACAUGCCGGCAGCUGACAUUGUGACAGGAUGCACAUCGCAGAUUUUGUGUCCGGCUCGUUGGCAGGGGCCUGCGGCGUGGCGGUAGGAUACCCUCUGGACACUGUCAAGGUGCGGAUCCAAACCCAGAAACAGUUCAGUGGAAUAGUCCAGUGUGUAAUGGUCACCUUUUCCAAAGAAGGGGUGCACGGCUUCUUCAAAGGCAUGUCACUACCCGUCACCACCAUCUCCAUCACGUCGUCUGUGGUGUUCGGCACCUAUAGGAACUGUCUGCAGUGUCUGAAGCAGGCCAGAGGAGCUGUGAGCGGUCCCAACACCAAACGAGAAGUCUUCCUGUCUGGCCUGGCAGGUGGAAUUAUGCAGACGUUAGUCCUGUCUCCAGGUGACAUCGUCAAAGUGCGUCUCCAGUGUCAGACUGAGUCCAGGAGGCGACAAGGCAGCUCGGCCCAUCCCAAGUACCGCGGUCCCAUCCACUGCCUGCUGAGCAUUGUCAGAGAAGAGGGCUUCCGGGGUAUCUACAGGGGGGUCGUGCCUCUCAUGCUUAGGGACGGACCGUCCUUUGCCACCUACUUUUUGACCUACGCCAGCGUUUGUGAAUGGCUGACGGAGAGUGGCAAAGAGAAGCCAGCCUGGGGUGUGGUGAUGCUGGCUGGGGGCGUGGCGGGAAUGGCGGGGUGGACCCUUGGCACGCCUAUGGACAUCAUCAAGGCACGCCUACAGAUGGACGGCGCCCGGGAGAGGAAGCUCUACAGAGGUUUUUUUCACUGCAUCGCGGAAACGGCGCGCACUGAGGGCCCCAGGGUCUUCUUCCGGAGCUGGGGCAUCAACUGCCUGCGCGCCUUCCCAGUCAACAUGGUGGUGUUCGUCAUGUAUGAGUUGCUCACCCACGUCCUGCAAGACACGCAUGACAGUAUGCCCCCUUCGCGGGUCAGCCUGGAAUAACAGAACAUGGUACCAGGAAAAGAGAUCCCACCUUCUGAAUAUUAAAAAUUGUAUCAUAAAACGUGUGAUUAAUGUACAAACCAUGUAUCAAGCAACAUUUGGUUACAUACGUUUAAAGAGAAGUGCGAGUGUUAAAUAAUAUCAUGUUAGGUUAGCUUAUUCAUGAAGUAAAACAAAUUGCAAGCUUCCAAAUCUGUAGCUGACUGACGGAUGUCUAACUGAGAUCUCGGGGACGUUUUGGAACAUGUAGAGAAAGUUUUUCCCUUUCAAAAGGGAGCGUUAUAGUGUCUUUUUUCUCUAGUGAGAGGGACUAUAUAUUUAUAUCAUUUUUAUUACUGUCAUUAAAAAGCUAUUUUGCAUAACAAUAACUUUCUUUGUACAGUCAUAAUAAAGUGUUAAAUGUUACAUGAAUAAUUAA
This is a messenger RNA of Nerophis ophidion (straightnose pipefish), 1493 nucleotides long. It is a transcript of the gene slc25a47a, whose product is annotated as solute carrier family 25 member 47a. The record is from RefSeq and is a predicted model, not a curated record. The transcript is spliced from 6 exons. Gene Ontology annotation, molecular function: transmembrane transporter activity. Bases 164 to 1075 code for a protein of 303 amino acids. Gene Ontology annotation, cellular component: mitochondrion. NCBI's taxonomy places the organism in Eukaryota, Metazoa, Chordata, Actinopteri, Syngnathiformes, Syngnathidae. Gene Ontology annotation, biological process: transmembrane transport.